AAAUUCAACUUUGGACGAACUCGGAUCCAAGUCGGAUUCUAAGCUUUCCUUAUCCAACACGGCCAAGUUUCGUCGCGUCUUUAUAUAAACAAAACCAAACCAAACCUUUUUCUUCUUCCUCUUCAUAAAAGUUCAAAAACCCAACAAAGACAAAUCUCUCUCUUCUCUCCUGAUGAAUUCGAUGUUCAGUGCCUUCGACGCCAUGUCCGCAGAGAUUAUGGGGAAGAAAGUCACCGCAGCGUCUUAUGUCUGCAACCCCUCUCAAGCUGCUUCUUCCGGUGGUGGCGGUGGUCAAACUGUGUCUUUGCUGAAGAAAGACGAAAACGCUACCAGUUUGGCGAAGAAGCAACCGAGGUAUGCUCUGGAGCUCGACGGGAUUCAUUGCUUCGAGACCAUUGUUCGUUCUUGAUUCCAACCAAGAUUACACAUCUUUUUUUUUGUUCUAUUCCAUCAUGUAAAUACACUUUCCGGAAAAAAAAAAGAUUUAAAUUCUUAAUUAAAAUCAUCCUUUUGUGGUUGGUUCAUCUGUUUUGCAGUUUAUGUUUGCUUUGGUUUCUAAUUCUUGAAUAUGUAUAUAAAGUAAAUAAAAGUUUUUUUUUUCUCUAAGCGAGAAUCGAUG
Molecule: messenger RNA, 619 nt
Organism: Brassica napus (rape)
Lineage: Eukaryota; Viridiplantae; Streptophyta; Magnoliopsida; Brassicales; Brassicaceae
Exons: 1
Coding region: 173-409 (78 amino acids)
Source: RefSeq, a predicted model, not a curated record